CUUUAGCGCAAUUUCAUUUCAUGACUGUUGCCUAAAAACGUCACCCUUUGUGAGGGAUUACUAUAAUAACGUUCAAAAGUUGGAUAUAGCUGCAACACUAACAACUGGAUCUUUUUGAUUUUGGUUUUCACAUUGUCUUUUCAAGUUGCUAUAAUGAACAUCGAAAAGUUGCCUGAUGACUGCUUAUUAUAUAUUUUCCAUCUUUUCUUUCGAUUUGAGACUCUUCUGAAUUGUUCUGAAGUUUGUGAAAGAUGGAAAAGUUUGGUUCUUGAAAGACUACGCAGUGUUAGAUAUUUAACAGAUUCUCAGGAAAUGUUAGGCUAUCCUGCUGGCAAUACCAUACUCUUUAAAGAUAAUGAUCGACUUGUGGGAAUCGAAGUAUCAAAAUGGUUUCCUAAUCUUAAGAUUUUAGUUCCUCUCCGAGAUCUUGAUGCAAACUUCAUCGCAAAUUUAACAAUCAAAGGACUGGAAUUAACAUGUUACUCAGCUUCGGAAACUUUUAAAAAUGCCACUUUUCAUAAUCCAUCACUUGAAAUGCUAGCGAUUUCCCGCUUCUGUAGUUUUUUCGCCAACCAGAUCCAAGGACCAAUACUGAAACAAUUAUUCUUGAGAGACUGUAAUGUUUCAGAUUUUGCCAGAAUUGCUAAAUAUUUUCCGAAUUUGAAGAGACUUCAUAUUUAUAAAUUCCAUGGGCGCCCUUUCAGAGACAACUUUUAUACUGGUCCUGUUCUUGAAAAGCUAGAGAUUUUGGAAAUCUGUUUCGAGGGACAAUUGGGGACAGGUGAAUAUCAUGGAUUCAGCCUUGCAGAUCAUUGUCCAGCUUUGAAAAGUGCCUUUCACUAUAUCGAAACUGAUCAAGAAUUUUUCGUCGACUGUGAAAUCAAAAAUCAUUUUUUAGAAGAUCUGGUUCUUGAGUUUGAUUAUGAUUCUCCUGAUUGGUCAGUCUUAAGAUGCAUAUUGAGCAAGUAUCCAAAUUUGAAACAUUUGGCUAUCAGAGGCGAAACAGAAAUAUCUGAUGAAAAUAUUCCUGAACUUUUAGAGCUACUUCCUCGUAUUAUUCUUAUUGAUAUCAGAGAAUCGGAAGAAGUAACCGAAAAGUCAGCUGAAUAUAUUGAACAGGUCUGUAGACAGCAUAAUCGUUCAAUUUCAUUCUAUUGCCAAGAUGAUGAAACUGAAAUAACAAAGAAAUGGCCUCAUUCAUCAAGUAAAGGUGUUAUUAUUGGACGAGGAUUUAAUUUCAUGAAACACUGUUUCCUCAAUCGACAAGGGUGUUUGCCCCUUUUACUUGAUCCUGAUGAAUAAACAACGACCUUUUGUGAGAAUAUUGAGUCACAAAGAGAGUUGUUUCUGCGUUUUGGCAUUUAAUUUUUUUGUUCGUUAAAAUGAUAAAUAUUUUUGUAUCAGAUUUUUAUUACAAUUUGUCGAUAACCUUCCGUCAAUAGUAUGAUUAAAAACCAUUUCCCAGAA
Tetranychus urticae (two-spotted spider mite) is the source of this 1467-nucleotide messenger RNA. The record is from RefSeq and is a predicted model, not a curated record. NCBI's taxonomy places the organism in Eukaryota, Metazoa, Arthropoda, Arachnida, Trombidiformes, Tetranychidae.